AUGGCCAUCCGAAAGCGCGUACCUGGCUCCCCUGAACCAGGGCAGCAGCCCAUCAGCAACUUCAACCACGCGAAGACAGAUAUCACCAGAUGGCGACUACGAAACGACAGAGGGCGACAUACGUGGCACUAUCUCCAGACCGAUGAACAAUUGAAACAAUGGCCCAUGACCACGGCCGAUAAAUAUUUCUUAGGAUUGGAAACGGUAGGGAUCAUAAUGCACGAAAUCGUACGCCGAGCACGAGUGGUGCUGAUUUGCAAACGCUUUAGGACUUGCCGAAUCUGACGAAAGCAGAGACUCCCUUGCAGGCAGCUGAAAAUGGCCUCAAAUUCUACGAACAGCUGCAGCUCGAGCCUGGAAACUGGGGUUGCGAGUAUGGCGGGCCCAUGUUCUUGCUUCCUGGCCUGGUCAUCACGCUGUACGUUACCAACAUGCCUCUGUCCCAACCCGAACAGCUGGAGAUUAUCCGAUACAUCUUCAACAUGCAGAAUGUCGGGAACAAGAAUGGUGGCGAUGGCGGUUGGGGCUUACACAUUGAAGCCGACUCGUCUGUUUUUGGCACUGCCAUGAACUACACCACCCUUCGGUUACUGGGAGUCCCGGCCGAGGACCCGCGGAUGAUUGAAGCGAGAAGAUGCCUUCAUAAACUUGGCGGAGCGACGAAUGGACCACACUGGGCCAAAUUCUGGCUCUCUGUCCUCGGUGUCAUGAAGUGGGAUAUUGUCAACCCAGUACCGCCUGAGCUCUGGCUGCUCCCGGACUGGGUACCAAUUUCGCCUUGGAGGUGGUGGAUCCAUAUGCGCCAGGUCUUUCUACCUAUGAGUUUCGUGUGGUCGAAGCAAUGGUCGUAUCCGAAGGCAGACUCGGAUCCCCUUAUUCGACAGCUGAGGACGGAGCUGUUCACCAAGCCGUAUGCAGAGAUUACGUUCGCUCAGCAUCGGAAUGAUAUCAGCUCGUCCGACAAUUACCACCCAAAGAGUUGGAUCCUCAACCUCAUCAACUUCCUCCUGGUAACCGUCUGGAUGCCUUUUCUACGAGGACCUAGUCUGAUUCGAAAGGCCGAGGCGUGGGCUUGGAAACUGAUCCAGAUUGAAAACACCAACACUGACCAUGCGUGUCUUGCACCUGUGAACGCUCCCAUGAAUAUGCUCUGUUGCUAUAUCCAAGAAGGCGCGGACGCAGAAUCCGUACAAAAGCACAGAGAGGCGCUACCGGAUUAUCUGUGGGUGUCGAAAGACGGCAUGAUGUGCUGCGGUACCAACGGAGUUCAGAACUGGGACACAUCCUUCACCAUUCAGGCCGUCGUGGAGUCUGGCUUUGCUACGGAACCGGAACACAUGAAGACUUUGAAUAAGGCUCUCGAGUUUCUCGAAGACAACCAGAUCCUCGACCACCCUGUUGGUUACGUGGGAUCCUCGAUAUACUCAGAUCCGCCCACGAGACAGACGUCGCCAGAGAUUGGCUACCGUCAUGUGCGUCGCGGCGCCUGGGGAUUCAGCAACCGCAUGCAGGGAUACACCGUCUCUGACUGCACGGCCGAAGCCCUAAAAUCGGUCCUCAUGCUGCAGACCAUACGGGAUCCCAAGAAUCCGGAGCAGAGCUUGUAUCCUGCUCUCCUCGACGAGCAGCGAUUGAAGUGGGCUGUUGACAUUCUGUUGACGAUGCAAAACGGUUCAGGCGCAUGCAGUUCCUACGAACCGACCCGAGGCAGCGAGAAGCUGGAGUACCUGAACGCUGCGGAAGUCUUUGGUCGAAUCAUGAUCGAGUACGAUUACCCCGAAUGCACGACUGCGUGCGUCACGACGCUCACGUUGUUCAACAAGCACUAUCCGGAGUAUCGUGCUGAGGAUAUCAAGAGGUUCACGAGCCGAGCCGUACAAUGGAUCCGGACCAACCAAAGGUCGGAUGGAUCUUGGUACGGCAGCUGGGCCAUCUGCUUCACGUACGCGGGCAUGUUCGCGCUGGAAAGCCUGGCUACGCAAGGUGAAACGCACGAGAAUAGCGAGAGGGUCAGGCGAGCCUGCAAGUUCUUCCUAGAGCGGCAGAGGCAGGACGGCGGAUGGGGCGAAUCGUACAAGAGCUGUGAGACGGGCACCUGGUGUCCACAUCCAGACGGCUCGCAAGUUGUACAGACAGCCUGGGUAAGAGAUUGUGCACUGUCGCGUCGCGGUGGCGCGUGGCUGACUGUUGACAGGUUAUCAUCGCACUGUUGGAGGCGGGGUUCCCUCAGCGGGAGCCGAUCGAGCGCGCGAUCCGGCUUCUGAUGCACAGGCAGCAGGCGAACGGCGAAUGGUUGCAGGAAGGCAUCGAAGGCGUGUUCAACAAGAGUUGGUAAGACUCUCUCCUUUUGCUGGCACGCGGUCGUCUAUCAGCUCGCCAUCGCUGACGCAGGGCCACACAGCACGAUCUCCUAUCCCAACUACAAGUUCAUCUUCCCGAUCAAGGCGCUGGGCAUGUAUGGCCGACGAUUCGGCGAGGCGCAGGGCAACGGCGGCCUCUGA
Molecule: messenger RNA, 2501 nt
Organism: Lecanosticta acicola
Lineage: Eukaryota; Fungi; Ascomycota; Dothideomycetes; Mycosphaerellales; Mycosphaerellaceae
Source: the annotation of a GenBank genome assembly